CUGGAACAGAAGCAGAAGCGUUGUAACAGCGUGACGUGCAUCCCAGAGGUUUCUUCGUGACUUCCCGUGUCCCUGUGUGUGCGUGUGAGAGUGUUUUUUUAAUUUGUCGCUUGAGAUACAACCGCCGUGCGGAAUUAUUCCAACAUGAGUUACUCAGACGUUGUUCAACAGCUGCGAGCUUCAUUCAACAGUGGCAAGACACGAAACGUGGAGUUCAGGAUCAAACAGCUCCAAGCGCUGCAGCGAUGCUACGAGGAAAACACCGCCGAAAUGGCGAAUGUUUUGGCCUCGGAUCUGCGAAAGCACAAACAGGAAGCGCACCUGCUGGAGAUCGAGUUCAUCCUGAAUGACCUGCGCAACACGCUGUACAACCUGCGCGACUGGGUGAAGCCGGAGAAGCCGGACAAAAGCCUGGUCAACAUGAUGGACGGCGUGUACAUCUACAAGGACCCGUUCGGUGUAGUGCUGGUCAUCGGUGCCUGGAACUAUCCGUUGCAGCUUACGCUGGUGCCGGUGGCAGCGGCCAUAGCCGCCGGAAACUGCGUCGUCAUUAAACCGAGCGAGGUGGCCCCUGCGUCGGCGAAAUUCAUUGCCGAAAUGCUGCCAAAGUAUUUGGACGCGGACUGCUAUCGCGUGGUGACGGGUGGACCGAAGGAAACGUCCGAGUUGCUGAAGGAAAAGUUCGACUAUGUGUUCUACACCGGUUCGGGUCGGGUGGGUAAAAUCAUCCACCAGGCGUGCAGCGAAAACCUGACUCCCUGUACACUAGAGCUCGGCGGCAAGAGUCCAUGCUAUCUGGACGGUACGGCGAACAUUGCCGUCGCAACGCGGCGCAUCUUGUGGGGCAAGUUUAUCAACGCUGGCCAGACGUGCAUAGCGCCCGACUAUGUGCUGUGCAGCAAGCAGGUACAGAAGCAGUUCCUCGAAGAGGCCCGCAAGGUGCUGAAUGAGUGGUACGGUGCAAACCCGAAAGACAGUCCCGAUUUGUGCCGCAUCAUUAACCAGAACCACUUUCAACGACUUACAUCACUACUGAAGGGUGCUAAUGUGGCGAUUGGUGGCGAAACAGAUCUGCAAGAUCGCUACAUUGCGCCGACGAUCUUGGUCGAUGUGAAGUCCACCGAUCCGGUGAUGCAGGACGAAAUCUUUGGACCUAUCCUGCCCAUCUUAAACGUGGACAAUGCUUACGAUGCUAUUAAGUUUAUCAACUCCAGAUCACCGCCCCUUGUCAUGUACAUUUUCACGCUAGACACCAAAAUUCAAGAACUUUUCGUAAACGGUACUCGAUCGGGCAGUAUGUGCCUGAACGAUACGAUCAUGCAGUAUGCCGUUGAAUCAUUGCCGUUCGGUGGUGUUGGGCCAAGCGGCAUGGGUUCCUAUCACGGCAAAUACUCGUUCGACACGUUCGUACACAAAAAGUCCUGCCUGACGAAGGACUUUAAUCCGAUCGGUGAGAAACUGGCCGCCUCCCGGUAUCCACCGUACUCGGAAAGUAAGCUGUCCUUCCUGAGCACCCUGCUGAAGAAGCGUCAGGGAAUUAACACUGCCUUUUUGCCAUAUCUACUGAUGUUCGGCAUCGGCGUUGCAUCGACUCUCCUAGUGAGCACUAUCCUCAAGGAUGACGACUAAACCUCACUAAAAUGCAGGCACUGCAGCAAGACUACAAAGUUUGUAAGAAGCGUUAAUUAUUCCUGAUACAACCAAGGAAUAACUAGAGUGAACGGGAAAGAAGUGGAUCGGUACACCCAGAAAAUAGCGCACGUGGUGGCGCAGCAAUAGUCGUGUUUUGUUCACUUUUUUAAACUAAGUUUUAAGAACAUUAUUUCAUUUCGACACAAAUGUGAUGGGCUUUUUCCUGCACCUCUUCCAGCCGGUAUCUGGGUUUGGUGAUGAGAAGAUGAAGGAUAAAAAAUAGAUUUAUUAAAGACAAACAAGAUUAGGAAAAAAGUGUCAUGUUUUUAACAGGUGAUAGCUGUAAUACGAAAGUGCACGUUACGAAAUAGACCAGCAUGACCUAAUUUUUUGCUAGGAUAUAAGUUUUAAAACAAUCGAGAAAUCCUCGAUCAGACAUCCUCGUAAAGUACAGGUAAAAAUGCAUCGUUUUGGAACGUUUCAUUGAUGGUAAUAUGCAAUAAACAUUUUGGUGAUUCAUGAA
Molecule: messenger RNA, 2155 nt
Organism: Anopheles coustani
Lineage: Eukaryota; Metazoa; Arthropoda; Insecta; Diptera; Culicidae
Gene: Aldh-III
Product: aldehyde dehydrogenase family 3 member B1
Exons: 10
Coding region: 145-1629 (494 amino acids)
Biological process (GO): aldehyde metabolic process
Cellular component (GO): cytoplasm
Molecular function (GO): aldehyde dehydrogenase (NAD+) activity
Source: RefSeq, a predicted model, not a curated record